Messenger RNA from Bursaphelenchus xylophilus (pine wood nematode), 1080 nucleotides. NCBI's taxonomy places the organism in Eukaryota, Metazoa, Nematoda, Chromadorea, Rhabditida, Aphelenchoididae. The record is from the annotation of a GenBank genome assembly.
AUGUUACUUAAAAAUCUACCUGGAAUUAUUAGCCGACCUUUAAAGAGUAGUGCCAGAAGUAAGCGUUGUGUUGCAAGUGACAGUGAGCGUAUUCUAAAAAGCUGUUGAAGUUAUUGCAGAUUUGUGUUUCAGAUGCCUCAACAUUCAGUUAUUUGGAUGCCUUUGAUCUGAACAGUCAAUUGACAGAAGAGGAAAGGUCUCUAAAGGAUGAAGCCAGAGCUUACUGUCAAGGAAAAUUACAGCCAAGAGUAACACAAGCCUUCAGAAAUGAGACAUUCGAUCCUACAUUGAUCCCCGAAAUGGGACAAAUGGGUCUUCUUGGAGCUCCAUAUGAGGUAAAUUCCGUAUUUUUUUUCUAGAUUUAUUUUCAGGGAUAUGGAUGCGCUGGAGUUUCCACUGUUGGAUACGGUCUUUUGGCCAGAGAGGUGGAAAGAGUGGACAGUGGAUACAGGUCUAUCAUGAGUGUCCAGACCAGUCUUGUAAUUGGCCCUAUUCAUACUUACGGUAUGCUUUUUUCCAACCUAAGAUUAUAAACCAUUGCAGGAAGUGAAGAACAGAAGCAGAAAUAUCUCCCGGAUCUGGCUUCUGGAAAGAAAAUUGGUUGUUUUGGACUUACCGAGCCUGACCACGGCUCGAAUCCAGCUGGAAUGACGACCCGAGCUGAUUGGGAUCAGAAUAAAAAGGUGUUCAAAUUAAAUGGAACAAAGACAUGGAUCAGCAAUUCUCCCAUUGCUGAUGUCUUCAUCGUGUGGGCGAGAAGUAAAAACCAUGGAGGAAAGAUCAGAGUAAGUCAGAAAUGGAUUGCCUGUGAUAUUGUUGUAGGGAUUUAUCCUUGAGAAGGGAAUGAAAGGACUGAGCGCUCCAAAGAUUGAAGGGAAGAUUUCCCUCAGAGCUUCGAUAACUGGCCAGAUUGCCAUGGAUGACGUUGAAGUUCCUGAGGCCAAUCUCUUGCCUAAUGCCGAGGGAAUCAAUGGUCCUUUCGGAUGUUUGAACAAUGCCCGUUUGGGAAUCGCCUGGGGCGCUUUGGGUGCUGCGGAGAGCUGCUUUCAUGCCGCUAGAAAUUACGCUCUUGAACGGUAA